GAGGCGGGAGGGGCGGGGGGGGGGAAGAGUGUGCGUGCUCGUGUGUGUGUGUGACUGUAACGAGGCCCGCUGGCCCCGUUGAGGACAUCGCUGCUGACGACAACGGCGAGGCGAAGCAACGCCGGCUUGAGGUGAACGGAGGUUUCGCUUCCAGCCCGCCUCAGUCCGUUCGCUCCUCCUGAGGAGGAAGCGUGAAGGGGGGUGGGUAGGACACACGGGGCAGCGGCUGGCGGAGCGACGGCCGCCUCCGCACCUGUCUCCGAGCCCCCGCCCCGCAGCCGGCCAGACCCAGACAGAGCGAGGAGGAGGAGGAGGAGGAGGAGAACGGGGACGACGAGGACGCCGCCGCCGCCGCCGGAGACGACGACGAGUGGGUGUUGCCGGCGCCGAGCACCUGGCUCUACCACCCUUUACCCCGCCUCCGUCCGUCUCUCGCCUUCCUCAGUCGGUCGCCUCUCAGGGGAGCCCGUGCCGCGGCGAGAGCCCUAGUGGGAUCGGCACGGCGAGGAGGAGGAGGAAGGGCGCGAGCACGAGCACGCAGGGCCGAGGCGGCUGCGGGCGGAGCCGCGACCUGUUUCCCUGAGAGAGAGCGAGAGAGACCGGAGGCAUCCUCUAUACAGAGAGAGAGAGAAGUGGGGGGAAGAGGGCGAGCGAACCUUUCUCCGCCGUCGCCGGGAGCUUUUCCUGCCUUGCCUUUCCCGCGGGCCGCCCAAGCCUCUCCGGGGUCGCUUCGGAGGUUUGGCAGCGGCGGGGGGGAGGAGGCGGGGAGAUUAAAUGAAAUUGAAACACACACAUACACACAGAUAUAUUUAAGGAAACCCUGCACUGAGACCCGGUGAGGCGAAGAGGAGCUGGAGCCGCGCCGCACGCAGCAGGAUGAACCCCAAUGUCACUUACGCCAGCCGUAAGCGGCGGAAACCCGUGCAAAAAAUAGUGAAACCUUCCCCACCUGAAGGAGCGAAGUCAAAUCCAUCGAAGAGGCAUCGAGACAGGCUAAAUGCAGAGCUGGAUCGUUUGGCUGGUCUUCUGCCAUUCCCCCAGGAUGUUAUUGCCAAGCUGGAUAAGCUGUCUGUACUUAGGCUCAGUGUUAGCUACCUGAGAGCCAAAAGUUUCUUUGAUGUUGCACUAAAAUCAUCCAGUUCCACUAAAGCUGACAGAAAUGGCAUCCAGGAUGGCAGUAGGACAACAAAACCUGGAGAGAACAUGCAACUGCUUGAAGGAGAACUUCUGCUACAGGCAUUGAAUGGCUUUGUGCUGGUGAUCACAUCGGAUGCGCUAAUAUUUUAUGUGUCUUCGACGAUCCAGGAUUAUUUGGGUUUCCAGCAGUCAGAUAUUAUACACCAGAGUGUAUUUGAAUUGAUCCACACAGAAGACAGACCUGAAUUUCAGCGGCAGCUUCACUGGGCUCUAAAUCCUAUCCAGUCUGCAGACUCAGGACAGAUAAUACAAGGAGAUAAUGGAUUUUCACAGUCGGCAACAUACUAUAACCCAGAACAACUACCUCCAGAGAAUUCUUCAUUCAUGGAACGAAACUUUAUCUGUAGAUUACGUUGCCUCUUGGAUAAUUCAUCUGGAUUUUUGGCCAUGAAUUUUCAAGGGAGAUUAAAGUUUCUUCAUGGGCAGAACAAAAAAGGAAAGGACGGCACUGCUUUGUCUCCUCAGUUGGCUUUGUUUGCAGUGGCAACUCCACUCCAGCCUCCAUCGAUUCUGGAAAUACGUACCAAAAACUUUAUCUUCAGAACUAAGCACAAGCUGGAUUUUACACCUAUAGGAUGUGAUGCUAAAGGCCGAAUUGUGCUGGGCUACACUGAAGCAGAAUUGUGUAUGAGAGGAACAGGAUACCAGUUUAUUCAUGCUGCUGAUAUGCUUUAUUGUGCUGAGAAUCACAUCCGAAUGAUAAAGACUGGAGAAAGCGGUAUGACGGUUUUUAGACUUCUUACCAAGGAAAACCGCUGGGCCUGGGUUCAAGCAAAUGCACGUUUGAUUUACAAAAAUGGGAGACCAGAUUAUAUAAUUGCAACACAGCGACCUCUUACAGAUGAAGAAGGGGCAGAGCACUUACGGAAGCGAAACAUGAAGUUGCCCUUCACGUUUGCUACGGGUGAGGCUGUGUUAUAUGAAGUGAUGUUUCCUCAGCCUGGCUUAAUGGAUCCUUCUCAGGCAAAGGUUAAAAGUGGCAUUGGAAAAGGAGCUGCUUCCAAGACUAUUCUGCGCAAAGAAUCUGUGGAUCCUAAUUCACUUUUGGGUGCAAUGUUGCAGCAGGAUGAAUCUGUGUAUCUUUGUCCACCUGCUUCAAACAAAAUCUCCUCCUCUUUUGAGAGGAACCUUUUUGCAGAUACCAGAGAUGAAUUGGGCAAUGUAAUGACCAGUGAUUGGCAAGAUAUUUUGCCAGUGGGAAACAACAGCAUCCUUAAACAGGAACAGACUGCAUGCCCUGAGGAAAGUAGUUUGAUACUUCCUGAAGACAGUGUGGGCCUUUUUCAGGAUAACAAGAAUAAUGAACUGUAUAACAUCAUGAAAACUCUAGGCAUUGACUUUGAAGAUAUAAAAUGUUUUCAGCAAGAUGAAGAAUUUUUUAAAAAUGAACUGUCUGGUGUGGAUGACAUUAGAGACAUUGACAUAACUGAUGAAAUAUUGACGUACGUUCAGGAGUCCUUAAAUAAACCAGACCUCUUGUAUUCAGGCUGCCAGCAGCAACAGCCUAUAGUUCAGAACUCCACCUGUGUACUGCCGCAGCAAAUGGAGCAGCCACAACUUGACCAUCGGCAGAAAGAGACAACAGUGGAACAACAUCAGCAUCACCAACAGUUGUGUCAGAAAAUGAAGCACAUGCAAGUCAAUGGGAUGUUCACAAACUGGAAUUCAAUCAACAACAUGCCCCUUAACCCUUCACAGCAACAGUCUCAGCCAUAUAUCUUUUCCAGCAUGCAAGAAAUAACUCAGGAGUUUCCGUAUAAAUCCGAAGUAAACACAGCAACAUAUGCAUGUAGGCAAGAAUUUAUUCCUUACAACCAGCCCACCAGCAUGGUAUCACAACUUCCAGAUUUUACACAGAUAGAUUUCCCAGUAGGAAGUUUUGAUCGGUCAACCUAUUCAACUUCUGGUUUGGAAGACUUUCUCAGUUGUUUGCAGCAAGUCCCUGAAAGUCAAGCUUGUGGAAUAAAUUCUCAACAAGUUAUAGUAACACCUCAGACAUGUUACGCAGGUGCUGUGUCAAUGUACCAAUGUGUAUCAGAAACUCAACCAAACUGCACAGAGCAAAUACAGUAUAAUCCUGUGGUAUCAGGACAACAAGCCUUGCUAAACAAGUUCCAGAAUAGUUUCAAUGGACGAAGCCUGAAUGAAGCAUAUCCACCACAGUUAGAUGCUGUGAACACCCAACCAGAAACACAUCUUCAGCCUCUUCAUCAUCCAGCAGAAUCCAGAUCUUUCUCAGAUUUGGCAUCCAGUAGUUUUAUGUAGUUUGGCGUCAAAAUCCUGUGGAGCACUAGAGCAGGAGUGAAUUAUUAAAUGGAGAUUGAAAAUUGUGAUUGUACAUAAUAUGCAUGCAUAUAGGAUUUGUUAUCCAAAACCUGAUUUUAUAGGUGGAAGUUGGAGCUGUUAUAGCCUAAAAGUAUGCACGUGUAAUUUUCAGAUGGUGGAAAUACGCACUGUUGCAAUAUUAUUAACUGCAUCACAUUGUAGAACAUAAGAUAAGGCAAAUGGUUUUACGGUUUAGAAGAUAAUAUGGGCACGUUGACAAUCAUACUUAGAGCAACAUUAAAAAUGUCUCUUUGAUUAUUGUAGGCUUCCUUUAAGCUGGUGCUCUAAACUGAGAAACAAGUGAAGCACUUAAUUUUGUUGCACACCCACACCUUUCCUUCAGUUACUUUAUUUAGUAGUUUUCAAUUCUUUUAUUUUACAUUUCAAGUUCCAGCACUUUAGUAGAAGGUUUGAUACAAGGGUUUUGUAUGCAGUUCUAGAUUUUGUACAACCAAAUCCAUUGCAUUCCUCCUUUACAGUUAGCCUUAAGUGCCUCACAACAUAGCUACCUUAUUUCUGAAAGGAGCUGGUAGGAAAAAAAAGAUACAUUCACUAUAAAAAAAUCAUCAUCCAUAUUUAUAGCUCUUCAUUUGUUACUUUGGUUGGUUUUAAAAGCUAAAGACCUAUAAGAAGUUUAUUCCUUUUCUGUCAAAUGUAUUUUUUUCCUCUAGAAUUUCAGAUGGUUUUGUAUGCGUGAAGGUUUUUUUCUUUGUUAAAGACAGAGACUGUUGGUUUUAUGUCCUUUUGGUUUUCUACAUUCUUCAUGUAGAACAAGGUGAAAGCAGUUGUCUUGCAGGAGAAAUUUGUCUCCUUGGGAUUAAUUUUGAAUUUCAGAUAGUGAAGAAUUAAAAAAAAACACAUGUGCCUUAUCUUGUGUUACAACAGUCAGUGAAUGGUCUUUCUUGGAAAGUACAAGGCUGCUCUAUGCAAAUACUUCCAGUAAAAUGGUUAUUAAGAGAGGUGGGUUUCUAAAAGCUAGCAAACAGCGAUGUAUCAAUAGUAAACAGUCCAAAAGUUUACUUCUGUAAAAAUUUCUACACUGAGUGUCAAAUUUUGAUUGGCUGCUGUUUUUCAAUUGUUCCAUUGAGGAGAGGGUCUGCUGUUAUUAAAUGUCCCUGAUGAUUGCACUCUAAAGGAAAAAGCUAUCUUUCUAUAUAUGUGAAUUCACUUUAAAUGUCUUUGUUCAAGAGAUGAAAUUGAAAGUCUAUUUUUAGUUCAAUUUUAGAAAGAAACUGUCCUUGUAAUUAAGAAGGAUAUUUUGAACUUUGUUUUUAAAAACAGAAAACAUUGUAUUGGAUUUUUAUCUGAAGAUUUUUAGAACAGUAGACACCAGUGCCUGGUGUGUCCUAAUAGUUUAAAUGAGGGUGGGAGGGGGCGUGUACAUGUUCAAACAACUGAAUACCCUUACAUGUUGUAUAGGUUGUGUGUAAUAAGCACCAUGUAAUGUCUUUGUAAAAUAUUUUAAAUAAGUCAGUUUUAAAAUGUUAUACCAUAUUAAUAUGUGUAUUACAUACAUAUGUACAAUGUAAAUUAUAGUAUAGAUUUUCUUUUUAUAUAUAAAAAAGAAAAAAUAAACCAACUCCCCCUGGAUGUUGUUCAGAUUUUUGGUGAAAGAGCAGUUUGAAACAGUUUUAAUAAAUUCAGAAACUUGCAGGAAUGUUUGUAGUGGCACAAUUGUAUAUGUAAUGGGAGGUGGCAUUAGUUCCUUAGUCACAUCAAAGCUAAGAUUUUAAAAAAAAUCUGAAGCAUGGUCAGUUCUUGCUCCCCAAAACUGUGUAAAUCUGUUCUUAAAAAGAUGGUCAGGCAGCUGGUAGAAUUUUACAUUUAGGGUCUAGCAGUGUGUUUGAGAGCAUUGGAAAGGAAAUAUCUAUUACUUAGUGUGCUACAUUAAUAGUUGCAAAAACGUGUAAUUGUUUGGGCCAUAAUGUCCUUUAAGAUGCUGGGGACUUUGCUUUGGCUAUCACUAAAUGUAUUAGUUUAGAUGUUACCUGAUGCUUUCUUAAUCUUUCAUGUCUGGUUUCCCAACCAUUUCUGUAGUAUUCUUUUUUUAAACAUAUCUGAUUAUUAUUUUUUACAAGAGUAAUAUUGACAAUCAGUAGUUGUACUGUAAAUCUUAAAAGGUUCAAAGGGAUAAUGUAACUUUUUUUUUAGGGAAAAAAAGGGGGGAGGAAAAAAACAGCAAAUAAAGACCUGUGUAUUAUAUCACUUCUGCUAAACCAAAUAUUAUCCCGUCACUAAGUGCCAAGGAUUCAGUACAAAGUGGUGUACUGCCUUAUUGUAAGCUAGUUUCAUUCUGUCGUGCUUAGUAUCAGCUUGUUUUCUACUUUAGCUGUGCCUAUAUACAAUAAACCUGUGUAUUGGUGGUGCACUAUUGAUCUACACCAAACUGAUCUCCUCAAAAGUGAUAAAUUUCUGACUUUGUUAUCCUUUCACUUCCCUGCCUCUACCCCAAAUUCUGAUCAAAAUACUGCCUAGUUUUAAUCAGUAUUACUACCCAUUUUGUAGAAUAUGUCUUGUUUUUUUCCCUCUCGCCUUCUGUCCCCAACCACCCCUUUCAUCAUCUAUGUUUUAUGUCAUGCAAUUAAUUUCUUGUGUGUUAGGGUAUAAUUUUAUAGUGCUUUUAAUGAGCUUCAGUAAUACUUGUAAAGGAUAAUAUAUGGUAAUAAAAUAUCACUUGGUCAGAA
Messenger RNA from Pogona vitticeps (central bearded dragon), 6206 nucleotides. RefSeq names its product aryl hydrocarbon receptor (gene AHR). Gene Ontology annotation, biological process: xenobiotic metabolic process; regulation of transcription by RNA polymerase II; response to xenobiotic stimulus. Gene Ontology annotation, cellular component: aryl hydrocarbon receptor complex; nucleus. The record is from RefSeq and is a predicted model, not a curated record. Gene Ontology annotation, molecular function: transcription cis-regulatory region binding; nuclear receptor activity; protein dimerization activity. NCBI's taxonomy places the organism in Eukaryota, Metazoa, Chordata, Lepidosauria, Squamata, Agamidae.